Messenger RNA from Naumovozyma dairenensis CBS 421, 1665 nucleotides. RefSeq lists its product as uncharacterized. Bases 1 to 1665 code for a protein of 554 amino acids. Gene Ontology annotation, molecular function: amino acid transmembrane transporter activity. The record is from RefSeq and is a predicted model, not a curated record. Gene Ontology annotation, biological process: amino acid transmembrane transport. Gene Ontology annotation, cellular component: membrane. NCBI's taxonomy places the organism in Eukaryota, Fungi, Ascomycota, Saccharomycetes, Saccharomycetales, Saccharomycetaceae. The transcript has a single exon.
AUGGUGAAAUCAAUAUCGUCAGAUUAUAUAGAGGAAAACUAUUAUAAAACAGAUCUCUCGCCGAAGGAGAACCAUGUAGUGUGUGAAUUAGAUCCUUCAUUUACUACAGAUGAAAAUUAUGAUCCAGAAGCUAAUAUUCGUGAAGAUCUAACAAGAGCAUUGAAACCAAGAGUGGUGAACAUGAUUUCCAUCGCUGGUAUCAUUGGUACCGGGCUUUAUUUAUCCACCUCAAAAUCAUUACAUACUGGUGGUCCAGCAUCUUUAUUUAUGAAUUAUACCAUCAUGGGUGGUGUCGUUUAUUUAACUUUACUUGCCCUAGGUGAAAUGUCUACAUAUAUGCCAAUCAGUGGUUCAUUCUGUGUAUACGCAAGAAAAUUUGGUUCUGAAUCAUUCGCUUGUGCAUUAAUGUGGAAUUAUUGGUUUAAUGACGCUGUCUCGGUAGCAAGUGAUUUGACUGCUUUACAAUUGGUUAUGGAUUAUUGGAAAACUAGUGAACAUGGUUUCCCAUAUUGGGCUGCAUCUCUUAUAUUUUGGUUCGUAGUGGUUUGUUUAAACGUUAUUCACGUUAGAUUUUAUGGUGAGGCUGAGUAUUGGUUAGCAAUGUUGAAAAUCAUUGCCAUCAUCAUUUUCUUUAUAUUAUCCAUUGUAGUUAAUGUAGGUAAAAAUCCACAACAUGAAUAUAUUGGUUUCAAAAAUUGGACACGUGGUGAAGCACCCUUUGUGGAUGGUAUUAAAGGUUUUGCAUCCUUAUUUGUUAGUGCAAGUUUUGCAUAUGGUGGUACUGAAUCAAUCACUUUAACUAAUGGUGAAGCUGAAAAUCCAAUUAGAAAUACUCCAAAAAUUGUUAAAACCGUGUUCUGGAGAAUUUUAAUAUUUUAUGUUGGAUCCACUUUUUUCAUUGCUAUGAACAUUCCAUAUGAUUAUCCAGGUUUAGAUAGUAAAUCUAUCGUUACAUCUCCAUUCACUUUAGUCUUCCAAAUGGCUGGAACCAAAGGAGCAGGUUCCUUUAUGAAUGCAGUUAUCAUGACUAGUGUUAUCAGUGCAUGUAAUCACGCUUUAUUUGCUGGUUCACGAAUCAUGUACAAUAUGGGGUUAGAAGGGUUUCUUCCAGCACGUAUUGUAUCAAGAACAAAUAGAAAUAAAGUUCCAUACGUUUCUGUCUUGAUUACAGCCGCGGUAGGUGCAUUAUGUUUUGGUGCUUCAUUCAUUGGUGCUGGUACUUUAUGGACAUGGUUACAAAAUAUUGUCGGUGUCUCUAAUCAAAUUGCUUGGUUAUGUAUUGGUAUUACAUCAAUUAGGUUUAGAAAAGGUUUAGAGAAACAAGGUAAGACUCAUGAAUUGAUAUAUAAGAAUUGGACUUACCCAUAUGGACCAUAUUUCGUUAUCAUUUUCGUUUCAUUUAUCAUUUUGAUCCAAGGUUGGUCAGCAUUUGCACCAUGGAAUGUUUCCAAUUUCUUUUCCUAUUAUUUGGAAUUAUUUGUUUUCCCAGUUUGUUUCAUAAUAUGGUGGCUUGUCAAGAGAGAUAGAUUUGUCAAAUAUGAAGAUAUGGAUUUCACUACAGAUAGGUAUAUUCCAACUAAGGAAAUAAUAGAAUUGAACGAAACAUUGGAUAAUUUGAAAGGCUGGAAGAAAUAUAGACAAAUGUUCCAUGAGUACGUACUCUAA